Messenger RNA from Peromyscus californicus insignis, 472 nucleotides. It is a transcript of the gene Ndufc1, whose product is annotated as NADH:ubiquinone oxidoreductase subunit C1. Gene Ontology annotation, cellular component: mitochondrion. Lineage: Eukaryota; Metazoa; Chordata; Mammalia; Rodentia; Cricetidae. The transcript is spliced from 4 exons. The record is from RefSeq and is a predicted model, not a curated record. Bases 68 to 298 code for a protein of 76 amino acids.
GGGCGCUGCGGUCCGCGGCGCCUGCCGGAGAUGCGCGCGCAGGGAGAAGGCGGUGCCUGUGGGGAAGAUGGCGCCGUCCUCGCUCCUGCGUCCGUUCUCGCGGCUGCUGGCGCCCGCCCGGCUGCCGAGCUGCCCUUCAACACGGUCCAAGUUCUACGUCCGGGAGCCGUACAAUGCCAAACCUAACUGGCUGAGAGUUGGGCUGGCCUUGGGCACCUCGGUUUUCCUGUGGGUUUAUCUCAUUCAACAACAUAAUGAAGAUGUUUUGGAGUAUAAAAGAAGAAAUGGAUUGGAAUAAACUUUGGAAAUGUUAAUAUAGUCUGCUUCAUAUGAUGAUCAUGGUCAUUCUGCUGGAUUCACCCAUCUGUUGAGUUAUGGAUAUGAGGGGGAAAGUUAUAUAUGAGUGUGUAUCAGUUAACAUGUGCAUUUUACAUUAUUGAACAAAUAAAAAUACUUAUGUUCUUCACAUGUA